CGCAUACGCUCUUCCAUAAACUCAUGCCUUUCAUCGUACAGCUACUCCGUCGGCCAGCUCAUUCUCUUAUGGCCUCUUUUACCUCUCAUAGGAUUCUUUUGUACAUUCUCAUCUCAACGCUGGCAGUGGCAGCUGCAAUUGCCAACGCUCUCAAGAAUCAUAGCAACUUCUACUCCGUCACCAUUUAUCUGUCAAAGAGCAGUAGAAGUCUCCUAGUCCUUGCAAACUUUGCAUUCAUUCUUGCUCUCUUUUGUGGUCAUUUUGUUCAGAAAAUCUUCUUUGGUACGCUUCGUCCUAACGAAGUCGAGCGUCUCUACGAUAGGCUUUGGUUUUUCAUCACCGAAUCCCUCCUAGCAUUCACCAUCUUUCGCGACGAAUUCGAUAUCCCUUUCGCCCUCAUGUUUGGUUUUCUUCUCUUUGUCAAGUCGUUCCAUUGGCUUGCAAGUGAUCGUAUCGAAUGGAUGGAUCAAAGACCCUAUCCGGGUCCUCCACUCUUAUUUCAUCUCAGGAUGUCAGCUCUCUUCGCCAUUCUUUGGCUUACCGAUUUCAUCAUGUUCCUUGUCGCCGUUGAAAACACCCUCGCCCAUGGUGUUGGCGGAAUGGUCCUUUUUGCCAGCGAAUAUGGCAUAUUGAUGGCAAGCGUCUCAAAUACCAUCGCCAAGUAUUUACUCUCAUCCUACGAGUUGAGAAGAGCUGGCCAACGCGGUGGCGAGACUGCACCUCCAUGGGAGAAAAAGAGUAUGUGGGUGUUCUAUAUCGAGCUCACAACCGAUUUCCUGAAACUAACGACGUACCUUGCCUUCUUCUCCGUCAUUAUCACAUUUUACGGUUUGCCAUUGAAUAUCAUCCGAGACGUUUACAUUACCGCCCGUUCACUCUACACGCGUCUCCACGCAUUACAUCGGUAUCAGAUUGCGACUCGGAACAUGGAUGAACGAUAUCCUAAUGCAACGGAACAAGAGCUGUCUACCACGUCAGAUCGUACUUGUAUCAUUUGCCGAGAGGAGAUGGUAGCGCCUGCCCCAGCUGAUCCUCAUCAAGCGCCUGCUGCCACAACGGAUGGGCCUAAUAUGACUCCAAAGAAACUUCCUUGCGGUCAUAUUUUCCAUUUCCAUUGUUUGAGAUCCUGGUUAGAGCGCCAGCAAAGCUGCCCCACAUGUCGUCGAACUGUAUUGGAAAAUACAACGGGUCCUGCUCGAGCUCCUGCUGGAGAUGCACCUCACGACCCCCAGCAGGCCCCUCCAAACCCUCCUAACGCCCGGCCCAGAAACGAAAUGGGACUGUUAGGAAGGUUCUUGGGACAUCAGAACCAGCAACCCGUUGUCCCUCGGAGGCCUGCCUUCCCUCUGCAAGGCAACUUUGGUGCACCUCAUGUAAUGCACGAUGCCGCUGGGCGCGUCGUUAUACAAUACAAUAUAGAGUACCAGCUUCCUCCUCGUCCCGACGAUGCAGCGUCCGCACGUCCCGCACAGCUGCAGCCUGUACAACCAUUUAAUGGUUUUGAAGGCCCAGACAAUGUUUGGCAGCCGUGGCGAGCAAACGAUAACCAAGCGCCCAAUACAAUCAAUACGGCGCCUACACGCACGGCGUCCUCGAAUCCUCAAACAUCGUCUCAAUCGGAACCUCUCACGGCGUCCUCGAAUCCCCAAAUAAUGUCACAAUCGGAACCUCCCGCGGCAACCUCCAACCCCAGAAACCCCAGAGACGAGGCUGCUCUUGCCGCUUUACGUCGACUCAACAGUUCCAGUGGAGGGCCUCCUGGAUGGAAUGACACUUCGGCACCUAGUAGCACACAAAACCAAGAUGAACCACGUGUUGAUGUCCCACAUUUAAUCCCGCUAUAUGACUACGGUUUCGACAAUAUUCCCGAGCGAACCAGCGCCUCUCAGGGUCCCGCGUUGACUCGUGCCGUCGAUGCUCAGAUUCCAUUCCGUGCUUCACCUGCGGGAGAAGAAUCCACCAGAAACCGCGUGCCAUUUGGGGCUGGGACUUCUAUACCUAACCUUCAAACCAGUGAAUUCCCCUCCGGUGAUACACUGACCGAUGAACAGCUCGGUGUUCUUGAUAAACUGACGAGGGAAGCCAUUGACGAGCGGCUACGGAUAUUGGAACGGGUGUCCGUGUCUAUGAAUGGGAGUAUUGAAGAGUUGAUUCGAAUGCGGAGCGUACUUCCGCCAACGUCGUCAUUGAAUAGUCCCAACGCUUCAGUGACGGAAAACCAAACAGCCGGAAUGGUAGACCCCCAAAGGGACUCGGCUGAAGAUUUAAUACCGCAGUCGUCGGUGUCGAUCUAA
This is a messenger RNA of Marasmius oreades (fairy-ring Marasmius), 2294 nucleotides long. RefSeq lists its product as uncharacterized. Gene Ontology annotation, cellular component: cytoplasm. Bases 24 to 2294 code for a protein of 756 amino acids. Lineage: Eukaryota; Fungi; Basidiomycota; Agaricomycetes; Agaricales; Marasmiaceae. The transcript has 7 exons. The record is from RefSeq and is a predicted model, not a curated record. Gene Ontology annotation, molecular function: zinc ion binding.